Molecule: messenger RNA, 741 nt
Organism: Leptosomus discolor (cuckoo roller)
Lineage: Eukaryota; Metazoa; Chordata; Aves; Leptosomiformes; Leptosomidae
Gene: MYOZ3
Product: myozenin 3
Cellular component (GO): Z disc; actin cytoskeleton
Molecular function (GO): FATZ binding; actin binding; telethonin binding
Source: RefSeq, a predicted model, not a curated record
AUGACCAUCAUGAGACCGGUCCCUGAAGACGUGCCGCGGCUGGACCUGGGCAAGAAGGUGAGCACGCCGCAGGACCUGAUGAUCGAGGAGCUCUCCCUGCGGGACAACCGCGGCUCCCAGCUCUUCCAGCAGCGCCAGAGGCGGAUGCAGCGCUUCAUCUUUGAGCAUCCCAGAGGCUACAGGGAGCUCCCAGGGCCGGGGGGCUCACAUCGCACCGAGAAAGGUGGCCCAGAGGGAACGGCAAACGACUGGACGGCCGGGGAGGACGCCGAGGGCCAGCAGAGUUAUCACUCCGAGCUCCACGUGGCAGCAUCGCCCCAGGGCGGCCCCCCUGAAGUGCCCAAGAAGACGGAGAAAGUUUUGCGGAUGAGCAAAGUCCUCAACCCUGACGCUCUGGCCCCGGGGUACUCGGGCCCCCUCAAAGAAAUCCCCCCGGAGAAGUUCAACGUCACCGCCAUCCCCAAGGGCUACCGAUCCCCGUGGCAGGAGCUCCUCGGUGACAAGGACAAUGCUGUGCACGGCGAGAACGAGCUGCCUGCGAGACCCACUCUGUGGGACUUCAGGAGCUUCAACAGGACUCCCGCCCCGUUCGACAGGGCACUGGUCAGCGACCCCUUCUCUGCACCCGCCACCGUGGAGCUGGAUCACCUGAGCGUCCUGGAGGUGAUGUCCCACCGGCGCGACUUCAACAGAGUGCCGCAGGGCUGGGUGCGGGUCCUGCCGGAGAGCGACGAGCUGUAG